AUGCACAGCUCAGCACCCACAGACACGACGCCGUUGCUCAGCAAUAAUACUACCAAUAAUGUUGACGACAAGAAAGGUGGUGUGCGACAACGGUUGUUGAAAAUGACUCCACUACAGAGCUUUAUCACACUCCUCUGUUUAGCAGCGACUGUCGCCUUAUGUGUUUUCUUGAUGCUUAAAUAUACUCUCCCCAGGGACUUGCCAGAUGAUCAGCGCAAGUGGAUCAAGUUCCCUCGAAAUGCAGAGGAUGUGCAACACUUGAGUAUUGUUCUUGAAGCCUACCUUGCUCAACACUACUAUCAAGUCCUUAUUUGCUUCGUCACUACCUACGUGUCUCUGCAAGCAUUUGCGGUUCCUGGAACUGUGAUGUUGUCAGUACUUGGUGGUGCACUGUUCAAGUUCUGGGUUGGCCUUGCUGCAGUCUUGUUUAGCUGCGGAUUCGGUGCGUUGUGCUGCUACACUAUCUCUUACUAUCUUGGCUAUCCCAUCGUGGAGAAGUAUCUCCGGGCUAGGAUGACAAAGCUUCAAGUCAAGAUUGAUGCCAAAAGAGAUCAACUCUUCUUUUACUUUGCUUUCCUGCGUGUUACGCCGUUCAUCCCCAACUGGUUUAUGAAUGUUGCUUCAUGCCACUUGGGAAUCCCUGUACUCGUCUUCUUUUUCGGAACCCUCGUUGGUGUUCUGCCCAACUCUCUAGUGACAGUACAGGCUGGAGCGACAUUGGCAGCAUUGGCUUCUCCCGAUGACUUUACGCUGUUCACGCCUCAAAACAUCAUUAUGACUGUCGUUAUCUGCAUCUGCUUACUCUUGCCGAUUAUCCUGCAUCGCCAUGCUGAUGAUCCUUUGGCAACCCCGAAAGCUGACUCUGAAGAACAGGAGGAUCCCCUUGCCAGAGUUUAA
Molecule: messenger RNA, 897 nt
Organism: Lobosporangium transversale
Lineage: Eukaryota; Fungi; Mortierellomycota; Mortierellomycetes; Mortierellales; Mortierellaceae
Product: snare associated Golgi protein-domain-containing protein
Exons: 6
Coding region: 1-897 (298 amino acids)
Source: RefSeq, a predicted model, not a curated record